Messenger RNA from Owenia fusiformis, 1579 nucleotides. The record is from the annotation of a GenBank genome assembly. NCBI's taxonomy places the organism in Eukaryota, Metazoa, Annelida, Polychaeta, Sabellida, Oweniidae.
AGUGAAAUACCACUCUGGGGUACCAUUGUAUUGAAUGGUGUUGUGUGUAUGCUGUAUACAACAGUUGGAGGUAUAAAAGGCGUACUCUGGGCCGAUACAUUACAAAUUGGUCUCAUGCUUUCUGGAUGUCUUGCAAUUAUCAUCAAAGGAUCGAUUUCCAUUGGAGGUCUCGAUAAAGCAUUUGAAAUAUCAGAUAUUCAUGGUAGAAUAGAAUUUGACGAGUUGAAUCCAGAUCCUAGAACCCGCCAUAGUUUAUGGGGAAUGAUGUUUGGGAUUGGUUUAUUAUACACUGCUAUGUUUUCAAGCAGUCAGCAUUUCGUUCAAAGAUACCUUACUUUAGAUACCAAAAGAAAAGCCCAGAGAGUGCUUUAUAUCAACAUGGCCUUGUAUGUUGUAUGUGUAUGCAUCAUUUGCAUGAUAGGAGUAGUGAUGUUUGCAACAUAUGCUACCUGUGAUCCAAAAAAACUCGGUCUUGUAAAGCAAUCAGAUCAGAUGCUAGGAUAUUUAGUGAUGGAUUUGUUCGGCUCCAUGAAGGGAAUGGCCGGGUUGUUUAUUGUUACUGUGACGGCAGCUGCUCUGAGCACGAUGUCAUCUGGACAGAACGCACUCGCUGCUGUGUAUUUGGAAGAUGUAUCAAAACCUAUUUAUAAAUCUGUACACAAGAAGUCUAUGACAGAGAGAUUUGCUACUAACAUUACAAAAUGUUUUGGUGCAUUCUUUGGGAUCGCAACAAUAGCAGUUACCUUCAUACUAGCAGAGGCAAAGGAUACAAUUACAGUUAUAUAUUUUAAACUAUCUGGUAUUCUUGGGGGACCUAUUUUCGGAAUGUUUACGAUUGGUAUACUAUUUCCCUGUGCUAAUACGUGGAUUGGUCCGAAAAACUUGCCAACUGAUAUCUCGGGCUGUACAAAUACAACAAAAUACUCUAACACAACAACAACAACAUCAGAGUAUGCCAAAAUAGCUUCAUUGGGAAAUAAUGGAACGACACCAGCUUAUCUUUUCAACACUUCGCACUUAGAUGUCACAAAUGUGACGUCUGAUUUAGGAUGGAAGGAUGAGUCUGGUGUAUUCUACUUGUAUAAUGUAUCGUAUGUUUGGUACACGCUGAUUGCGUUGAUUGUCACUUUUGCUGUUGGUCUUCCUGUAAGCCUAGUUGCUUCUUCUAUAACAGCUGGGAAAUAUAAGAGAGAGGACGUGGACAAGAGACUUUAUUGGCCAGUAUAUGAAACAAUUCGCCAUUGUCUUCCUGAAUGCUGUCGAAGAAAGAAAUCAGUGGGAAAAGUCGAAUCAGUUUCUACAACUGUUAUAAUUGGAAAUGGAAGUCAUCGAAAUGAUGGAAGUUGUCCAGAGGCACAAUGUACAGAUGGAACAAACAAUACAGGGAUGACGGAUUUCACUCAACUGUGAAAAGGAAAAGGGACAAUAUAAUGUGCCACGAUGCAUUGUAUUUCUGUUUAAUAAAAACGCAACGCUCAUUUUACAAAACUGCCUCCAAGUUGGAACCAGUUUAAAAUUAGGUCGCUUCAUUCAACACAAGCUAUUUAGGUAUCACUAUAAAUUCAGAAUCAUAAGAAAC